AUGUCGUCCGUGUCGUCCCCAUCUUUUGCGGGUAUGUCCGGCAGGAAACUUUCCCUGACCGUGUCUACCAUCGCUACUAUGGGUUUCUUGCUCUUCGGUUAUGAUCAAGGUGUCAUGUCUGGUAUCAUUAACGCUACCGAUUUCGACAAUGUCUUCACUGCCGCCAGGGGCGACUCCACCAUGCAGGCCCUGAUCACCGCUGUCUACGAGGCCGGUUGUUUGUUCGGUGCUAUGUUCGCCCUGUUUACUGCUGACUGGUUCGGCCGUCGUCGUAUGGUUAUGCUCGGUGGUUCUAUUAUGGUCAUUGGUGUCAUUAUUCAGGUUACUUCCUUUGUGGGCCACAUUCCUCUGCUGCAGUUCAUGUUCGGCCGUAUCAUCACUGGUGUCGGUAACGGCAUGAACACCUCCACUAUCCCCACCUACCAGGCUGAGUGCUCCCGUACCAGCAACCGUGGUCUGCUUAUCUGUAUCGAGGGUGGUAUCAUUGCCAUCGGUACGGCUAUUGCCUACUGGAUCAACUUCGGUGCUUCUUACGGUCCUCCCGCCCUUACCUGGCGUUUCCCUAUUGCUUUCCAGAUUGUCUUCGGUAUUGUCAUCGUCGUUGGCAUGUACUUCCUUCCCGACUCCCCUCGCUACCUCAUCUCCCGUGGUAAGAUCCACGAGGGUGAGUAUGUCCUGGCUGCCCUUGCUGGCUGCGAGAUUGACUCCCCUGAGACUCAGCUCCAGAAGCAACUGGUUAUCGAGUCAAUUGAGGCUGCUGGUGCCGCUGAGGGUUCUGGCUACAGCGAUCUCUUCACUGGUGGUCGCACCCAGCACUUCCGCCGUAUGCUUAUCGGUUCCUCCUCUCAAAUCGCCCAGCAGCUGUCUGGUUGCAAUGCUGUCAUCUACUACCUGCCUGUUCUAAUGGAAGACUCCCUUGGCAUGGAUACUACCCUGGCUAUGAUUCUCUCCGGUGUCAACAUGAUCAUCUACGCCAUCUUCGCCACCUUCUCCUGGUUCUUUAUCGAGAAGAUCGGUCGUCGCAAGCUCUUCCUUGCUGGUAUGGGUGGUCAGACCGUUUCUAUGGUUAUUGUCUUCGCCUGUCUGAUCCCCGGUGGAACCGGUCCUUCUAAGGGUGCCGUCUUCGGUCUCUUCUUGUAUAUGGCUUUCUUCGGUGCUGCUAUGCUUCCUCUGCCUUGGUUGUACCCCGCCGAGAUCUCGCCUAUCCGUACUCGUGCCAAGGCCAACGCUGUUUCUACUUGCUCUAACUGGCUUUUCAACUUCACUGUCGUCAUGAUCACCCCUGUUAUGCUUAGCUCUAUCGGCUGGGGUACCUACCUGUUCUUCGCCUGCUGGAACGCCUUCUUCAUCCCCAUCAUGUACUUUUUCUACCCCGAAACCGCUGGUCGCAGUCUGGAGGAGAUUGAUAUCAUCUUCGCCAAGGGUUACUGUGAGAAGAUCAGCUACGUCCGUGCUGCUCGUGAGCUUCCCAAGCUCACUGAUGAGGAGGUUGAGCAGAAGGCUCUGGAGUAUGGCUUCGGUGAUCUUGGUCACCCUGAGGAUAUGGAGAAGGGCAACGGCCGCUCCUCUUCCUCUGAUGAGCAGAACCACCAGGAGGAGUUCAACACCACCACUCUUGAGGAGAAAUAG
This is a messenger RNA of Penicillium malachiteum, 1629 nucleotides long. Its product is annotated as putative MFS monosaccharide transporter. The transcript has a single exon. Gene Ontology annotation, molecular function: carbohydrate:proton symporter activity. NCBI's taxonomy places the organism in Eukaryota, Fungi, Ascomycota, Eurotiomycetes, Eurotiales, Aspergillaceae. Gene Ontology annotation, cellular component: membrane. The record is from RefSeq and is a predicted model, not a curated record. Bases 1 to 1629 code for a protein of 542 amino acids. Gene Ontology annotation, biological process: carbohydrate transport; transmembrane transport.